This is a messenger RNA of Aplysia californica (California sea hare), 10448 nucleotides long. RefSeq names its product serine/arginine repetitive matrix protein 2. The coding region runs from base 4080 to 9554 and encodes 1824 amino acids. Lineage: Eukaryota; Metazoa; Mollusca; Gastropoda; Aplysiida; Aplysiidae. The record is from RefSeq and is a predicted model, not a curated record. The transcript is spliced from 11 exons.
CCCCCCCCCCCAACUGCAGUUGCUGAGCUCUUGUCUUUCACAGAAAGAAAACACACAAGACACAGUGAAAUUUUGUGGGACUCUUUAUGAGUCUCUUUAGGCCCUUCCACUUUCAGCAGAAGAUGGUGUUAUGAUCUUUAAGAUAACAGAUUGUUGAGCAGUGUUUGUUAAUCAAAACAUGGCAUUUUUGUGCCUUUCAUAUUUCUUUUUUCCCCAAAGUACCUUUGUAGCUUACACGGUUGUCCCCAAGUUGGGGUCUAUGCUGAUUAUAACCAGUUUCCUCCAUCUUUGGAUUGACUUGGAUAAUGCUUAUUUCCCUUCCUUGUGGCAGUCCAUUGUAUUUGUAACGCUGUCUGUGCAUAACAUCUAGUAGAGGUAAUUGCAUGUUCGUGGAUCAUGGGAUAGGUUUCCAUCAUUAACCUCACCACAGUUUUCAGUAUUUGUACAGGCACAGAAUGAUGUAUGCGGCUUAGCUUCUAUCACCAUCAACGUUUCCUAGGUGUCUUGUGGAACUUUGUAGCUGUGUUGUUGACAGUCUUGUUUAGUAGACUUUCUUUUCUCUACACUCCCGUGGUCGGGGCAAAGAUAGGAGAUUUGACUUCCAUUUGGUUGUCAGAGCUCUCAAGGGAGACAAGCUUGCUAAUUCUUUUUUCUUCUUCAGACGCAAUAGAAACUAUCUGCAUAAAAUCAUAAUAGUGGAAAGAAUGCAGCUCUAAUUCUUGUAAUGAUCUGAUGGUGAGAAAAAUUGUCGUUAAUUGUUUAUAUAGUUCUGUAUGGGCGUUAUUCAUGCUCUCUCAAUUGGUUAAACAUAGACAGGACACCAGAAGGAAUACGCUUCCUCAUUGGAUAAAAAAUGUGUCUGUUUUUGUCUGCUUAAAGCCCUCCACCCAUGUUCUGUGGUGGGCAGCCAGUUAGUAUGUCAGUGUUGUGUUCAUUACCAGUAAGUGUGCUUGGGAACAAACGGAGGGGUGGGGGGAUGUGACAGUUGCCCUGUUUGGCUCCUCUGUCUAUCUCUGUCUCUCUUGCACACAUGUUGUUCUGCCAGCAUGGUUGGAAUAUCUACAGUGUUGUCCUAGUAUGUUCAGAGACACAGGUUAUUACUGCUUCCACUACUACCAUGGCAUCUACUAAUCAUCAUUAAUUUGACCGUAAUGUGAUUUUUCUUUUUCCAAUUUAUAUUACCCUUGGCUUGUACACAAUUUAAGCUCUCCUGCCAUUUUCGAGUUUUUCUCCGUUGCCACCUGCCCAAAAGCCAUGUCUAUAUUUUGCUUUUCUUCUUAAACCUUCUUGAGUAAUCCUGUCUUUACACAGAUCACAUCAGCUAAUUCCUCCUGUUUCUUUGUUUGUCUGCUUGAGUGGUUUUGUAUUUUAUGCAGUUUUAGUUGUGGUUUACAUCUCCGGCUAACCUUUACACUCGUUUCAUUGGGCUGUUUUUUUCUCAUUCAUUCUGGGGUGUUCUCGUGAGUGCUCGCUGGUCACAGUGGGCUGCAUGGCGCCUUACGACAGUUUGUAACAAAGAGCUUCUGUAGUGUAGACCAUGUAUUGUACUAAUGAGCAGAGUCACUGGUGUUCUGUGUGUUGUGCUAAUGGUCAGGACGUGUAAGACGCUGGGUUGGAGGGGACAUCAGGUAGUUGUAUUGGUUUUCCCCUCUUGGUUGACUUUUCUGCUUGUUACUCUACAUACUCUUUUGUUCAUUAUUAUAAAGAAAAACCCUGGCUGCAGGGAAAUUAUCACCCCCCCAAAAUAUAUAGACAUUUAAAAGAGGAUGGCUUUGAAAAGGAGCUGUUAUUUGCUCAUAUGAUCUUACUUUUCAUCCUGAAAGAUACUUAAAAUUACCAAGUUUUACUCCCGUAUAGUUAAAAUGGUUGCUCUCAGUUUUUGAAGCUGUGCGUGAUACAACAGUGGGAGUUAAUGUCUCUUUUGGAAUUUUGUGAAAGUUGAAUAGAUGGACUAAAUUUAUGGAAUUAAAUGUUUUCUUACCAUAAAUUACAAUUAAGUUAAAGAUUUGAAAAGAAUAAAUCAAUCCAAAUUGAUAUAAUGUUCCACUGAGUCGUGCAUGAUUCUUGUUUACUGGAUUCGUGAUGAUACGGGUUGAAGAAUUAAUGGAAAUACUUGAUAUCUUGAAUCGUUUUUACAGAUUGUUGAGAGAAUCAGCGUGUAAGUUCUUUGUGCACUAAUUGGGUUGCUCUUGUUUAUAUCUCUUUUUGUUCAAGCAGUGAUGGUUUAUAAUGUCCUAUUGUAAAAAAAUUAAUUGCUUUUUAUUCCCUGACGAAAAGUUUGAAAUUUUAAACACAAAGUGUAGAAAUGAUUGAUAAUAAUCAUAAUGGUAAAGAUUUUUUUCCUUUCAAUUUAGAGGCUCCUGUGCUUGACUCUUGAUUUUUUUUUUUCACAGCUCCAAGAUAAAAAAAAAAAAGAUAACUGUUUUGGUUAUGACAUUUAAAAAAGGAGGGUGAUGUGCUAAGAUGGGACUAAAACAUUCUAUGUUUUAAUGGAUAUUGACAUUUUUGUGUUGGGUUACGAGAUCAUUUAUGAUAAAGAUUUGUAUUGUGUGAUGCUCCCAGUUUUCCCCUUCCUUGACUUUGAUGCAGUUCCUGUUGUUGUUGUUGUUGUUGUUGUUGUUGUUGUUGUUGUUGCUGUGUUCAUUCUACUGAUCAGUACUAUGACUUGUCCUUUGUACUGAAAAUGAACUUAGUAAAUCUGGCUUAAGAUAUGUUGUUGUCUUAAUUGAAACACUUUAACUGCUCUUUUGUUACUACACCGUGAAAAAGAAGUCAGGAAGACUGGAAAGACUUGUGUUUCCACGUACAAUGUGAAUUAAGAUGAAGAAAGCGUUAGUAGACAUGAGGGGGAAGUAAAACCAAUAGCUUCUGACCUUAAUACUGGCCAAGAAGUUUGGUGGAAUGUGAGCUUGGUGCUUGUUUGGAUGGCUUGUCCGGGUGGUGUUCUACUUGUACCAAUCUCUGGCUUUGUUUCAUCAUUAUAUCCUGUACACCUGUGAGCUAUCAUGUGUGUCUAUGUCCAUUGUUGUUGUCAGUGUGGAGCCAUCUUGAGUCCAGUUGGAAUCAGAGUGAGGUCUCAUACAGUUUUUGCCUGUGGAGUUGUGUAAAUUACUAUUGUCACGGCAUGGAGGACUUGCUUCUCGCAUAUUUUGUCACUCAGUGAAUGCUUAGCCCAGCAGACACUGGCAAACUGAUUUUUGCAAUAUUAUUAUUAUGCUUUGUGGCUUUAAGGUGGACUCUUGUGUUUGAGACUAUAUAUAUAUAUAACAAACAGUCAGCAAUUCUGAGCAUGCUUGUUUUGGUUCCUAUGCCCACCUCUCGCCCUGUCAUCUGACUCUCUCUCUCUCUUGCAGAAUGUCUUAACAGGGUAUCAGUUUGUACAUUUGUAUGCCACUUCCUUUUAUUUACCUCUCUCUUUCCCUUUCUCUCAUUUUUAUUUGUUUUUAUUUUUAUUUUUUUGGGGACACCUGUGAAAUCUGGGAUCAGAACAGCUCUUAAAAAGUUUGAAAUACCAAAGUUUGUCUCAUCCCCUCCCCCCCCUCCCCCAUAGAAAUGACUUUGAAAGCAAAACCAUGACUAUUUUUUCCGUUCCUUUUAAUGGUGAAAUUUGUCCUGUGCAAGUCUGAUGUUUAAAUGUAAUGGUAGUGGUGUGGCUUCUGCUGCUGUUGUAACAUACCUCUGAGAGUUCUGAUCCCUGAUGGAACUGAUAUCAAACCAUUGGAGAAGCUACCCUUGUUGGGAGGCUCAAGUCCCUCACCCAUUGUUCCUUGGUGUUCUUUUCAAACACAGUAUUUGACAUUCUCCUUAUUUUUCAUGUAAACUAUACUUUUUUUUCCCCCCUUUUAGAACUGUUGGAACGGACUUGUGUUUGAAAUGGAUAUCGGGGAAAAGGAGGGAGUGUGGCUGGGCCUCUCAAAAACGGCAGCGCCAACACCAGCCCUGAGACUGCGGCUGCUGGAAAUGCAUCGACCAGUGGAGCGAGCGAGCAGAAGGAUGGUGUCGUGGAGACGCCGACAUCUUCAGAGGAAGCCAAUUCCAGCCCAGCUGCUGACAACAAGCCCGUGGCCAAGGAGACGGACAUGGAGGCGACGUCUGCUGGAGCUGGCCCUAGCGUUGACCUGACGGAUGGCGCAAGUGCCGGAACCUCUGGGUCGGAAUCCUCUAGUGCUGGGAAAAGCUCUACACCCACCAAGACUAAUGCCUUGAAAGCUGUGCAAUCAAAAGUGCACUCACCUGCUAAGGGCUCCUCCAAGUCGGAGGCCAAGAUAACCAUCAAGACUCCCACGACCACGGUGAAGACCCCGACGAGGUCAAUGACCAGGUCUCAGGCUGCCAAGCUGGGCUCCACCACCAAGUCAACGGAGUCUGUGGUGAAGGCUUCCCCUGCCUCAGAGGUUACGAAGCCUUCGACACCAAGCAAAUCGGACAGAGCCUCAAAGGAUUUGCCUGUGUCCACUGCUCCUUCAUCAUCAACGUCAUCGUCUUCAUCUGCUACACAAUCAUCCUCGUCUAGCCAGACAGGGGCAAAGGAAGACAAACCACUAGAUGUUUCAUCAGUACCACUGCCUGGGGCUCAGUUUGCCGAGUCAGCUUUGCACCAGAUGGACAUGUCGGAGAUCCAGAUCCCCCCACCCAUCAAGACAGAAGAUGUUCCUCUUCCCCCUGGGAGCCCCAAAGUUUUGGCCUCAGACAGUCGCAUGGAAGAUACGAACAUUGUUGAAGAUCUCAAUGACAUUCUGUUGCCGACUGAGCCACCCCCACAAGGCAAAAGCGCCAAGGAAGUCAGCAUGGAGUUGGGCAAGAGCAAUGUGUGCUUCUCCUUCAGUAAAACCACCAGUAAAAUAUCUGUCACAUCAGCCUUCAACCAGGAGGAGCCAGAAACAGCCGAGGAGCCACCGCCCAGACCUCUUACACUCAUGGAUAGCAUCGAGGAGGAGAAACGAGUCAUGAACUUGGCUGGGGCUGGUGAUGCCGGUGUGGCCAGUGAAGAGUUGCCCUCGUCAUCGUCCACCGCUGCACCAUCUGCGGCAAUGCCUGGUGCAGAGUCUAGCAGUGCCAGCAGUGGGAACCCUCGCCUGCUGGAGACCUUUGUCAAAGUCAAACUGGCCAAAGAGCCACACAAUGAAAUUGACUGGCCUGUAGAAACGAUCAAGUACACAAAGUCCCUCCCAUCCAUUCACUACAGCUGCAAUCCUCUACAGUUCAAUUUCAAAGACAUCUGUAAGGUGGGAGGUAGCCAGGAGGAGACUGCUGAGUCUGCAGGGGCCAGCGCUGUGAAGCCUGUGGAGGAGAAGGAGAAACAGGAGGCGGCCAAGUCGGACAAAGCUGGCAAGGCCAGGAGGAAACACUCCCACAAGAAGAGAAAGAGGAAGAAGGGAUCGAAACGUAAAGAAGACGGGAAGCCUGGAGAAAAGGAAGGCGAGGAAAAGCCUGAGGGUGCUGCGGAGGCUGGAGAACAGUCCCAACAGGAGAAGACUGGGGAGAAGAAAAAGAAGAAAAAGCGGAGGAAGAGAAGGCACAAGAGUAAAAAGGAGAAUGCUGAAGGAGGAGAAGAAGGGAAAGAAGUUGAAGGUGAGGGUGGCGUUGAGAAAAAAGACAAAAAGAAAGUGAAGCGGAAGCGAAGUCACAGCAAGAAAGGUGAAACUGCUCCUGAUGGGAGCAAGGAAGGAGAAGAAAAGGAAGGAGAGAAAGAGGGUUUGCAGAAUGGAGAGAAGGAGAAAAGUAAAGGUCAUAGUUCCCGUAAACAUGUGAAGAAACACAAGCGAAAGCACCGUCGUCCAGGCUCCUCCCGCUCGGACAAGGGGAAAGCAGCGGGUACCAAAGGUGAAGGGGCGGUAGACUAUGUAAAUGCCAAGGAACCCAAAGUGAAGAUUGACUACAAUGAUGAAGAGGAGACACAGGUUGCCUCAGAAACGGAGCGAGAGCCCACUGGAGAGCCAAAGAUCAAGCGAUUCCGCAGGUCUAAGAAAAGACAUCGGCGAAGUUCUGGUCAUGAGACUUCCCUCACAGACACAGCUGUUAAACUAGAAGUCACAAGCAAAGAUGAUUUGAACAUCACGUUCAAGACCCACCGGAAGUCCCUGGACCAGGAAAAGAAAGCUGGGGACUCCCUGAAAGCUCAAACCAAAGAUUUAAUCCUCAAAGAUGUUGGUAGUAUUAAAACAGAAGAAACACAAGAGGGGAAACUGGUGAACGGGGAAGUGUCAGUGAAUCGUAAGCGUCUGUCGAGCUUGUCUGGGGGUGAGGGGGUUACCCCGUCCAAGACAGGGAAAUUGGAAAAGAUUGAGGUUCAGGAAGACACGUGGAGCAAGAUGGAAGGUCUGUAUGAGAAGAAGGAGGAGGUGGAGGGGACCAAGAGUAAAUGGGACACCAGUGACAGCGAGGCUGAGGAUGUACUCACCAAGACUCUCACUCCCAAUGGGCCGGCAGCCCUCUCCGACGAGGACAAAUCUGAAAGGAAAGAAGCGAAGCUCGUUAACGGCAAGAUCCCAUUGGGGAAGACGUUGCUUGCUCCCAACAGUUUACUGGGCGCUCCACCAACCAAACACAGCGGACAGCAGCAGGGCCCACAGAGCCAUGCACACCAGAAUAGUAACGGACCCGAGCAGAGCAAGUCCAAGAAUGACAAGGCCGAUUCUCAUGCAGCAGAUGCGGCCAGCAAAGAGGGAUCCAAUUCCAAGUCGCAGAGGGACUCGAGAAGUCAUAAGCGCAGCAGCCGGAGGUCAUAUAGCUCCUCGGAUCUCACCUCCCGGUCCAGAUCUCGCUCCCGAUCACCGUAUUCCUCAGGCUCGUACCGUAGCUACUCGGACGACUCUCGGUACAGCGACGGGUCCUCGUCCCAGUCUCGCUCUCACAGCCGCUCGUCCCGCAGUUACAGCCGCAGCCGCUCCCGCUACCGCCACCACCACCGACGCCGCUCCUCCUCCAGCCGACGACGCAGCCAUAGCUACAGCAGCAGGUCCUCCUCCAGCCGCUCGCGCAGCCGCUCCUACAGCAGGUCGCGCAGCUACACCCGUUCUCGCUCCAGGGCCCGUGUAAGGAGGAGCAGCGACUCGCGCAGUCCCAGCUCGCGACGCCACCACAAGCUGAGGAAGAGGAUCAAGUCGCCCGUCCUGCCGGCUUCUGUCACCACCAUCACGGUGGCUCCCGUCACAGGAAGUACUGGACCGGGAAAGGGCAGCGGAGGGAACCCACCUGACGAUAUACCUCUACCGGGUAAGGAGCCUCCCGCUGCUGCGGCCACUACUCAGGCCGAGGGGGAGAAGAAAGACCAGGCGGGGCUCAUAGAUAUCCCACUGCCCACUGCCGGCGACAAGACGAAAGCUGAGGGGAAAGAUGGGGCGGGUGCUGGGAGCGCUACGACAACCACCAGCACCUCGGCGGGUGUGGGCCCUGCCAGCACUGUGGCCGAGGACAAGGUGGCCAGCACGUCGAGUGCUACUCCUGCUGUGGCCUCAGCUGCUGCCGCGGCUGUGCCUGGCUCAGAGGGGACCAGUGGCCUCCCCCAGCCCCAGCCGCUCAUGGCCGGGGAGCACCUCGGGGAGAUGAUGGGCCUGCACCACGGGGGGGACCCCGCUGCCUACGAUGGCCAGAACUACAGCCACAUGUACCAGUCUGCCCACGACCCAUCCUUUUGCGAGGACACGGGCUACGAGAGCUUUGAGUUUGACGGCUCUGGGGAGUAUGAGCAAGGCUACGAGGACGCCCAAGAGGACUACGACUACGGCCAUGACCCCUACCACCACCCCCCACUCAGGCACCCGGGACCUCACCUGCCCAGCAUGCAUCACCCAAGGGGACCACCGCCGCCUGGCUACCGCGGGCCCCCGCCCCGGAUGUUCCCGCCUCAUGACCCCCGUUUUGGACCUCCCCGCCCUGGCAUGGGACCUCCACCCAGAAUGGGACCCAAUGGUCCUAUGGGUCCACGUGGCCCCAGACCUCCCAUGGGUCCAGGUGGGCCGAUGGGACCUCCAGGCAUGAGAGGCCCCCCAAGAGGACCCCCACGAGGCCCCCCAGGACCUAGAGGUCCCCCAGGGAUGCAUGGACCUCGAGGCCCUCCUCGCCCAGGCAUGAUGGGACCUCCUGGUCCAAUGGGUCCCGGUGGCCCGAGAGUGCGGGUAGGCCCCCCGAUGCGCAUGGGCCCUCCCAUGCCUGGUCAAGGGCCGCCUACCAGAUCCCGCAUGGGUCCCCUACCCCCUAUGUCUGGCCCCAUGUCACGAGACGGCCAGUACCCCCCUCCCCGUCACGGCAUGUACCCCCCUCACCAGCGACCAGGCAUGCCCCCUAACUACAGGAACGCGGUUCCCAAUUUCAGUCAGCCCCCUCCCAACUUCGCCAUCCCCCCACCGGGCAGCACUACCUCGGCCUCCAGCGGUGCCUCCACCACCACCACUUCCUCGGACAGUGCAGGGAAACCCACCGAGUCCAUGGAGCCCCCUCCCCUGCCCCCGCCCAAGCCCCCUACGCCACAGCCACCUCCACCGCCCAAGAAGGAGGAGGAGAAGAAGCCAGAGAUCAAACCCAUGGCACCGCUCAUACCGCCCGAACAGGCGGAACAGUACAGACAGUUGCGCGAGAAAGCAGAGAAGCAUGCCAAGAAGCAACUCCGUCGUCAGGAGCACCAGGCCAAGGGAGAGCCAGAGAGCAGUGACGAGGACGAGGAAGCAGCCAAAAAGAAAGAGGAUGAGGCCAAGCUGGCGGCUGAGCAGAAGGAGAUGGAGGAGGCGGCCCUGCUGGCCGCUCAGGGGGCAGAGGAAGUGGCAGUAGAGGAGGGCGGUACUAUCCUUAUGCCCUCGGCCCAGUCUCCGCUGGUUCAACAGCCAGCUGUGAUAAUCCAGCAGCAGGCGGUGGCCGCCUCGCCCUCCCCCUACGGUUUGGUGUCUGCGGCGCAGCUGGUCCACGCCUCGCACCCGGCUCUGCACGCCGCUCACCCGCACGCUGCUGCUCAUCACCACCAUCUGGCUGCUGCGGCAACCGCUAGUAAUCAACCUCAGCUGGUGCAGCUGCCCAACGGUCAAAUGGCGUACGCCACGCCUUCCUCUAUGCCCCUCCAGGCAGGCGCUCCCAUGAUUGCUGUGCCCCAGGCCAUGGCGGCUUCUCCGGCUCACGUACAGCAGCAUCAUAUGUUGAUGGCCGGCGGGGGCGUGCACGCUGCAGCACACCCUUUACAGAUGGCAGCCCACCACGGUCUGCCAGUGUCCGGCACCCAGUACGUGACCCACAUGAUGGCUGCUCAGGCUCAGGCACAAGCACAGGCCCAGGCCCAGGCUCAGGCCCAGGCUCAAGCUCAAGCUCAGGCACAGGCGCAGGCCCAGGCCCAGGCGCAGGCAGCACAGGCCCAAGCUGCCCAGGUACAGGCAGCUCAGGUGCAGGCCGCCCACGCCCAGGCGGCUCAGGUACAAGCGGCCCAGCUCCAGCCGGCCCACGCUGCCCAGCUCCACGGCUUGGUGCCGGGUGUACACCACAUGGCCCAGCACAUGCUCCCAGCGGCCGCCGCCAUGCAGCCUCACGGGCCCAUCAUUCUGGUGCCCAGAAUAGCGCGGCCACACAUGUAGAGGGACAAGAGAGAUACACAUGAUGGGAGAGAGAGAGAGAGAGAGAGAGAGAGCUGUGGACUUGUCAUACUGGUGGCCUGAAUAGCGAGGCCACACAUGUAGAGGGACAAGAGAGAUACACAUGAUGGGAGAGAGAGAGAGAGAGAGAGAAAGAGCUGUGGACUUGUCAUACUGGUGGCCUGAAUGUCCUGUCUGUGCUUAUACACGUCAGGAUAGAGAAAGUUACAGACCAGCAUACCGAUAUAUCCAGAAGGGUCUGUGCACUUAUGGAGAGGGUCACCACCCUGUGCUGACAGGUGCAGAAAUAACACAGUGGUAACACAUUCGGAGGGAGCUUUUUCUCUUCUGCAAUGGUCUCUGGACUGGCUCUUUUCAGUGGCAAUGGAGUAGUGUGAAUUCCUGAAGCAAGUUGUGGUUAAGUUAGUCCCUUAAAACGAUGUGGCUGUAAUAAAAGACUAUGUGAAAGGCUGGCAAUAGCUGUCUUUUCAAAGUGUGCAGUGGCCUUAAUAACUUUGUAAUGAUCCAAAGACUGGUGAGUAGGAUUUGUAGACUGUGGCCCCUGACCUGUAGCUCUCGGAGGCCUCGGACGUGCGGAUACUACUGGUCCUGUCUGUGUUGGUACACUGCAGCUCUGCUUGUUUUUCAGGAAUGGUCUUUUGAAAUAAAAGCAGCUUGUUUUCUGUGUAUUCGUUGACCACGGGCUUAGUGGCUGCUUGUGCAAAGCGGCUAUUGUAAUUUAUGUGUAUACUUAAGUAUUACAGCACUGCAUUUUAUAGCUAUUGACGUGUGAGAGGACCGGAAAGCACAUGCUGUUUACUGAAUGACGGAGGCUGCUCCUAUCUGCAGGGUUGCAGUGAUAUGCUUCUUCAGGUCUCUCAAUGUGAAAAAAAAAAA